CAGAAACCCAGGUUCCGGCUCCGGCGGAGAGAAGCCCACAGUGCAGUAGCUGCUGGGCCGCGUGGAGACGGCUCUGCGCGAAGCCGGCGGACGGCGCGGAGGAGGCGGCAGCUGCAGCCGGGGCCCACCAGGAUGUUUGACAGCUCGCAGUAUCCCUACAACUGCUUCAAUUACGACGCCGACGACUACCCCGCCGGCAGCUCCGACGAAGACAAGAGGCUCACGCGGCCCGCGUACAGCUACAUCGCCUUGAUCGCCAUGGCCAUUCAGCAGAGCCCCGCGGGGAGGGUGACCCUGUCCGGCAUCUACGACUUCAUCAUGCGCAAGUUCCCCUAUUACCGCGCCAACCAGCGCGCCUGGCAGAACUCCAUCCGCCACAACCUGUCCCUCAACAGCUGCUUCGUCAAGGUGCCGCGGUCCGAGGGCCACGAGAAGGGCAAAGGCAACUACUGGACGUUCGCGGGCGGCUGCGAGUCGCUGCUGGACCUCUUCGAGAACGGCAACUACCGGCGGCGGCGGCGGCGGCGCGGGCCCAAGCGCGAGGGGCUGAGGGGUCCGCGUGCAGGGGGCGCCCAGGGGCCCCCGGGUCCGCCCGAGCCGGCCGCCGGGCAGGGGUCCUUGGCACCGGACAGCGCUGGCGAGGGCGCCCCGGGACGGGACCCCCAUGCCAGCCCCGCCAGCCCCGCCCCCCAGGGAAAGGAGCACCCCCGGGACCUCAAGUUCAGCAUCGACUACAUCCUGUCCUCCCCAGACCCCUUCCCCGGACUCAAGCCGCCCUGCCUCGCACAGGAGGGCAGAUAUACGCGGCUGGAGAACGUGGGCCUCCACUUUUGGACAAUGUGAUGUGGGGCCACCUGGGAGGCCCCUGCAGUUCAGUCUGGGGUCUUCCCCAGACCCUCCCUGGAAAGACGAGUCCAGCCUCACCUUGAGUCAGGAAGCCAGAGUUCGGCAAAUCCUACGAUUUCUCCUGCAGACUGAAGGUCAGGUGCCAUGCUAGGCCUGGAUUGGGAGGACAGGCGGAGGUGGUGCUCCUUAAAGGUACAGACUGUGAGGCUGUGACUUUACCUGUUGGGAAAACAGUUGUCUUACAGGGAAAACCCCACUGGGUUCCAGUUUUACCUGAGGGUUUGCUCUGGACUGGCCUAGUGCUCUUGCUCUGAGGAAUAAACACAGGUUCAUGUUCCCUAGAGUCGGGAAACAUUUCAUUCCUUGGUCACUUGAAGGUGAGCUUUCUAGACAGCCACAUCCCAAAAGCCACAAGUGCCCAGUGUGCGGUCAGUGGGCUGGUUGACAUCGUCCCCAUGGUUAAAAUAAUAGUGGUAAGGCACAAACCGUGAAGAGGGAUGGCAAUUGGCCCCAUGAAUUAGUCACCCCGAGACUUAUGAUGGUGUCCAUGCUAGGGGUGACAUGAUCGGAAGUGACAAAUGUAUCUUGUUGGGUCAGCCGAGUAUUUUGGUGACAGUUUAAGAAAUCAGUUGUGCUUUUUACACCACAAGGGAGAAAGGCAAGGUGGGAAGGUGGGGCCCAAAUUUGGGAUGAUACUGGGGCAAAGUUCAAAUUUCUUGAUUCUUCUGAGCAGGGAGUAAGCCCUGAUUCAGGCACCUUCUGUCAACUGGUUUCCCAAAAAAUCAGGUGCUCAAGAGAGCAGGCUGUGGAUAAAAUUCCUGCAACACCUCACAGGGCACGGUUACAAGCAUCUGAGGUGGGCGCACUCCACUUGAAAUGUAAAUGAUUUAAUUACUGUGUAGAGAUGGGCAUUCUGAAAAACACAGUUAUGCGCAGUGAAACUAUUUGACCAGCCUUAUAGUUUUUCACCAGUCCAUUUUUGCAGAGUUAAUUGCUUUCAGUGACUUAAUUGGAACAUUAGUAUGGAUUACACCUAAUCCGAUUCGCUGGGUGACAACGAUUGGCUAAUUUUGUGAACAGCAAAAACGUACCCAACGAGGCUGGCUGUCUGGUUUGGGAAUUACAUAGUCUUGCUUUAUCGGACCCUUAAAAACAGGGACUGGGCGGCUGUGAAGGUAGGCGGGCUGCAGAGACAGAUCAGAACAUGCAAAAGAUGCUUGGCCCUGGCUUCAUCUCUGUUCGGAAAAAUCCAAGCAUUCCCCCACUCACCUGCCCUGUAAAUAGAUUUGAUGUGUUUGGUUCAUUGUUUUGAGAAGAGGGAGGAAGGCCAUUGCUGACAGAUGCUGUGAACGCCUGGCCCCGUGGAGAUACGCCCACUCCCCAGCCUCCUGGCUCAGACAACCGCAGCCUUUGCCUACAAGGGCACCCUUCGCCCAGGGAGAAGGAGCUGGAGCCCAGCUUCAAAUGCCUGUUCCUGGAAGUGGAAAUGAGGCUUGCAAUGUGGACACCUCUCCUUUGCAAAUGUCAGCUUCUGGUUUCCAGAACUCUCUGCUGGGAGAGCAGCCAGCAUUUCCGGCGCUCCCACCGCCCACCAGGUGUAGGAUCCCAGGAGAUGGGUGCUGCGGCUCUCACGCUCGUUUCACGGAUGGGACUGUGCAUCGCAGGCAUGCAGCUCCAGUUUGGCUCCUCACCCUCUCCAUGCUGGCUUGUACAGGCUAUCAGCAUGGUGUGUACACGUGUGUGUGCGUGUGUAUUGUGGUGUGUGCCCUGUGUCUGUCUGCACUCUUGUUAUUUAUAUCCCUUUGCUGGUUGUGCUAAAAGCCUAGAUUUAAAUCAUACAAGAUGUAAUUUAGACGGUCAUAAGAGGCAGAUGCUCCCAUACGUAAGUAUAUGGCAAAGAAAGUAUCCGAAGAUAUAUUUUUCUGCUGCCA
Cercocebus atys (sooty mangabey) is the source of this 2777-nucleotide messenger RNA. RefSeq names its product forkhead box protein L1. The record is from RefSeq and is a predicted model, not a curated record. Gene Ontology annotation, molecular function: DNA-binding transcription factor activity, RNA polymerase II-specific; RNA polymerase II cis-regulatory region sequence-specific DNA binding. The transcript is spliced from 3 exons. NCBI's taxonomy places the organism in Eukaryota, Metazoa, Chordata, Mammalia, Primates, Cercopithecidae. Bases 133 to 843 code for a protein of 236 amino acids. Gene Ontology annotation, biological process: regulation of transcription by RNA polymerase II; cell differentiation; anatomical structure morphogenesis.